Penicillium roqueforti is the source of this 2388-nucleotide messenger RNA. Its product is annotated as putative LPXTG-motif cell wall anchor domain protein. The transcript is spliced from 2 exons. The record is from RefSeq and is a predicted model, not a curated record. Bases 1 to 2388 code for a protein of 795 amino acids. NCBI's taxonomy places the organism in Eukaryota, Fungi, Ascomycota, Eurotiomycetes, Eurotiales, Aspergillaceae.
AUGACUGCGGGUUCCCGUGACCAUUUGCGACCCAACCAGGUCAAUCAGCGUUCUGGCCAUGACCAUGACCAGCACUCCCAACCUCCCCGACAUUUUCCUCUCUCGCGUUCUUUGUCGUUGCACACUCGCUUCCAUGGCCCCACUGAUGAAACGCCCGAUCUAACCACCAAACGCUCCUUAUUGCACCGCGCCCGACGAUCCGUCUUAAGCUUCAGCUCACCCAGCCCCCAAGCUUCUGAAUCUCCCUAUGCUUCAAAGAGGCGCAGACAGGACGAAUUACACCAAGAUCGCCCUGAUGUGAAAAGAGCAAUGCCAUCAAGUCUGGCUUAUUCUGGAGCGACCAGAACCCUAAAUGAGAAUAAUCGCUCUCACAAUGGCAGUCUCAACGGUACUCAUCGGGGGGCCGAGGACAAGUCCUCGGGGGACGAGGGCCGCCCAAAGAACGAGGAUGUGUUUCUGAAUAUUGCGAGAACCGAUUCCGGUCGGCGCGACUCCAUAGGACGCUCAGAUUUCAGACGGUCACGGCUGGGUUAUUCUAGCCAAAGUCUACGGUCGCCAACGACAGAACAAACCCCCUCACCCGAUCAGCGGUAUAGCAAUCUCGACAACCCCUUGCAUUUCCAGAAUGAUUCCCCUACUGCUCCCUACAGCGCCACCCAUACUCUAGCGUCAUCCGCCCAUCCUCUAGACGACCCUGCUCGCUUCCGAUACAGUACCCUAUCCAGUGCGCGAUCCGCCGUCGGUGUUCCGCGCAGCCGCUUCAGCCGCACGAGCCCAGAAACUUCACCGCGCACACCGUCUGCUGCCGAGGAGCUGGAGCGUCGGUCCUCUCUCAAUGAUCCGCGCAUCAAUCGCCAUUCGGGGCUCUCUACAAUCCGAAGCAGCCGGCAAACUUCAAACUCCGAAGUGAUCGGGCGACCGCGAGCCGAUACAGAACGAUCGCGCGCUGAUGGAAGCGAGUCGACGUUGUCUAUCACGGCCCCAUCGACCGUCUGGGACGAAUUGGAUGAUCUCAAAGAUCGCAUCAAGAAGCUGGAACUGACAGGCAAACUGCCCGCAUCAUCUUCGGCGGCGAUGUACACCCCUACGAACGAGAGACCGCGGACUGCAAACACUACCAUUACCACCUUAUCCUCCUCACCAAAGCAACGCCGCAAAACCAGCAUCUCAGCUGCAGAUAUUGAACAUAACCCGGCGCAUCCGAUCCUGCAAUCCGCAUUGGCCAAGGCAAAAGCUGUUUUGAGCGGUGAAGUGUACACCUGCCUCGAAGCGACGAUAACCGAUGCUUUGAACCUUUCCACCGCGUUAGGCGUCAAUACCGCUCCGUCAGGCAGUGUCUCUGUUGUGAAUGGAGGAUACUCCUCGCCCGAACGACAUGCCCGCCGCAAAGCGGACAGUGUAUGUCGUAGCCUGACCGAGCUCUGCCUAGCCUUGACGGAUGAGCAGUUAAAGAGUGCCCGACCGUCCUCGAGCCGAGAGACAGUCGUGCAGCCCCAAUUAUCGAAUGGUGCAGGAGCCGAUGCUCGUAUGUCCAUACCAACGUAUCAGCGAAACGGGAACCAAGAGCCUGAAGGAGUUGAGCGGCGCCAUAGUACGAAUCGCAUGUCCAGUCGCCUUGAAGCACGUCGAUCAUCCGUGGUCAAUGCCAGCCCUGGAAACACGAACGAUAUCAAGCAGAGUCCAACACAAUCUCCCGGCAUGUCUAGCCCAGCCAGUCGUCUCAAUCGCAUGCCAAGUUCCCUCCGCAGCCGCAGGCUGACCAUUGGCGAGGAGAACGGAGAGACCGGAAGUUCACAUAGUCGUUCGAGUUCCAGAGUCAAUACAGAAAUACGCACAUCGCUUCCUGCGCAAGCCAUACCCCCUCCUCGGCAACGAUUCUCCCAAGGUCACACUGUGUCCCGCUCCAUUUCCGGUGCGCAGCAGGAACAUAACGGCUUCGGAUACUCCCCUCGCUCCCCACAAUACCAACCAUCACACCAAUACCAACAACCAUCCCACCUCCCCCAGCCGCAGGUGCAGUCAUCCCAGCCUCGGACACCGACUCUCUCGUCGAGUUUCUCAUUCCGCCGAAGCUACAUGAACCCUGCUACGUACACUCCUGCGAUAUCCCGCUCCAACAUCCAGGCUGGGUCUCGCCGUUACGGCCUAACGCCCAGCUUCUCUUCCAAUAACGUCCAGGGAUCUUCAGCCGAAGAGAGUCCGCGAUCACUCCAAAUGGAACCCUCCCAGACCAGGAUUUCGACCCCAUCAAGCAAAGUGGCAACCAGCUACACACCAAUCCAAACACCACGACUGCGAACGAACAGCUUGGGGGCCCGAAGAUUCGGUCUUCGAAAUCGUGCUCCGGCUACCCCCAAUAAUGCAAACCUCGAUGACAGCAUCGAUUAA